AUGAAAUUAACUAAUGAUAGUUUACAACAUUUAGAAAUGAGUACACAAUAUACUGACUGUGUUAUUCAACAAUUUUCAACAAAAGAAACAGUAGCUUUUGAAAUAAUAGAAGAUCUUCAUAUACUUAUUGGUAAAUUAUUACGUGAAUUUUCAUCUCAUAAUUUUCAUGUUUAUCAAGUCAAUUCGUUUUUUAUCGAGCUGGUUGGUAUUAACGAUGCAUCAUUUGAAAAAAUACGCUAUAAUGAAUUACGAGCUAUUCAACCAACAUCAAAAGCUCGAUUUUUAUUAUCGAAUAAUAUUGCUGCUAUAACUUUUUAUAGUGGAAAAAUUCCAAUCACCUUUCAUAUUGUACCGUAUCAUCAUUUACUUACAAUUGAUAAUAAUAUAGGCAUAUGUUCAACUCGACAUUUAUCAUUAUCUGUUGUUGUACUUGAUUGA
This is a messenger RNA of Rotaria sordida, 438 nucleotides long. The record is from the annotation of a GenBank genome assembly. Lineage: Eukaryota; Metazoa; Rotifera; Eurotatoria; Philodinida; Philodinidae.